Oldenlandia corymbosa var. corymbosa is the source of this 1158-nucleotide messenger RNA. The record is from the annotation of a GenBank genome assembly. NCBI's taxonomy places the organism in Eukaryota, Viridiplantae, Streptophyta, Magnoliopsida, Gentianales, Rubiaceae.
AUGAAAGAUCAGUUCUGGAGAUGGGUCUUAGGAUUAGUGUAUAUAUUCGCUGUUGCAGCUAUUUGGAUUGCUGCUAGUUUUGUAGUUCAAUCAGUAGUUGAUGCUGGCGUUUCUCCCUUCUUGAUAACUUAUAUUUGUAAUUCAUUGUUUAUUAUCUACAUACCCCUCGUUGAACUCGGUCGGUUUUUGGAAGAUAAGUAUGGAAGUAUUUUUUCUUGGUGGAGUCGGGAAGAACCUAGUUUGCGACAGUUGGGAGAAGAGACCAUUCUUCUUAGAAAUAAUGAUGCUGCUGUUGAAGCCGAGAAUUUGAGUUUAGAUGUGGUUCCUGUAGGAGAAAAUGUAAAUUACCGUGGAGGGGAAGGCAUUACAGUGCAUGAAGCUUUGGUUGGCGAUGCUAAUGUUGGAUUAGAUGCAAAGGGACGAUGGACGCGUGCUAGAGUAGCGAAAUCAAAUACCAUUUUGAGCAGCUCUUCCAGCUUGUUUACCUUUUUGGUUGCUCUUGUGUUUCUGGGUGAGAAUUUUACUUGGCUGAAACUAUUUAGUGUCCUGCUUUGCAUGGGAGGCACAAUAAUAGUCAGCUUGGGUGAUUCAGAAGCUGCAUCCAGCUCUGUUGCGCCAAAUCCUGUUCUUGGAGAUAUUUUGUCUCUUCUUUCUGCUGCCUUCUAUGCCGCCUAUAUUACUCUUAUACGCAAAAAGUUACCAGAUGAAGAUGAUAAGAAACAGGGUGAGGCUAGUAUGGCACAGUUUCUUGGAUUUCUGGGUUUGUUUAACCUGCUGAUAUUUCUACCAAUUGCUCUUGUACUCAACUUUGCCAAGCUGGAACCUUUUAAGAUGCUGAGCUGGAAGCAAAUUGGCCUAAUUGUUGGUAAAGGUCUGCUGGAUAAUGUCUUGAGUGAUUACUUAUGGGCCAAAGCAGUUCUGCUGACUUCCACCACGGUUGCAACAGCCGGACUUUCUAUACAAGUCCCAUUGGCUGCUGUUGUGGAUACAAUAACAGGAAACACUCCCCACCUAUUAGAUUAUGCCGGUGCAGCUGCCGUUAUGGUUGGUUUUGCUGGCAUCAAUAUUCCAUCAGAAGUCUGUUCGAGGCCUGAUCAAGCAUCUCUAGAACUUGGGGAAGGAAAUCUUAGGCCAACAGGCCAGGAGGAACACCAAUGA